Messenger RNA from Aspergillus lentulus, 576 nucleotides. RefSeq names its product ESCRT-II subunit protein VPS25. The record is from RefSeq and is a predicted model, not a curated record. Gene Ontology annotation, cellular component: ESCRT II complex. Lineage: Eukaryota; Fungi; Ascomycota; Eurotiomycetes; Eurotiales; Aspergillaceae. Gene Ontology annotation, molecular function: protein homodimerization activity; structural molecule activity. Gene Ontology annotation, biological process: protein transport to vacuole involved in ubiquitin-dependent protein catabolic process via the multivesicular body sorting pathway.
AUGUCUCAGUCUCGGUCUCACCCCACAACAACCUUCCAAUUCCCACCAACCUACUCCUUCCCCCCCUUCUUCACCCCCCAACCAAACAGCACAACCCGCCUCUCCCAGCUCCAGAAAUGGUCCUCGCUGAUCCAAUCCUGGUGCCGCCAUCAUCGCAUCUACCGCCUCUCACUAAUUGAAGCGAUUGAGAGCCCGCUCUUCCAUAAUGCUACGCUGCGGAAACGGUUGAAUCUGAGCGAGGCCAGGGCCGUGCUGGACUGGAUGGCCAAGCCUGAAGAGGAAGGGGGCGGCGGGAGACGGGCGGAAUGGAUCGAUGGGGGGAGUAAGUCUGUGGCAUGGAUUUGGUGGAGGAGACCUGAGGAGUGGGCAGGGAUUGUGGCGGAUUGGGUGGAAGCGACAGGGCAGAAAAAUGUUGUCCUGACAGUAUACGAGCUGCUGGAGGGAGAGGCUACGAUGUCGCAAGAAUGGCAUGGGAUGGAUGCAGACGUGAUGCUCAAGUCUCUGAACGUUCUUGUAAAACGCGGCAAGGCCCAGGUUUUCGGCAGCGAAGGCCAGGAAGGUGUCAAGUUUUUCUGA